AUGUUGGCCCAGACAUUGAGUACAGGCGAGAGGCUCAGUCUCAUAACCCGUGGGCUGCCCGCCGUCUCAGGCACCGACGAGAUCCAGGCAAUCUUGACGGAGGGCAGCAGAAGUCCCAAGGGGAUCUGGGUGACGGUGCCAACGGGGAGACCGCAUCUGGGAUACGUGGUGCCGCUGUUGAAGAUGGUGGACUUUCUCCGAGCGGGUGUUGAUUUCAAUGUUUGUUUGGGAGACAUCUAUGGCUUCCUUAUCAACUUCAAGUACCCGAUCAGCCAAGUGGAGCAACGCAAGAGGUUCUACAAGUUCGUAUUGGGAGCCGUAUUCGACGCUAUUGGAGUUCCGGCUUCGAGUCUCCCUUUCGUGGACGAGUCUUCGUACGCUUACACUCCCAGGCACAUCAUGGACAUGUACAGAUUGUCUGCCCUGUCAUCGCAACGUCAGCUACGGGAGACAGGAGAUGAAGUGGGGGUGAGCACCAUGUUUGGCCCCAUGCUUACGCCCAUCUUGCAAGCUCUGGAUGAGGAGUAUCAAGGGUCGGAUUUUGACUUUGGCGGGCUCGACCAGGCAGGCUAUUUCAGAGUUCUUCCGUUUGCAUCAAGGCUGACCAUAUGCAAGCGAGGCCUAUUCGAAUUCGCUGAAGAGCUACUCCCGAAGAUGGGGUACAAGAAGCGUGCGCAUCUGAUGAACGACAUGCUCCCGGGACUGAACGGAGGCAAAAUGUCUGCAUCCCUUCCGGAUUCCAAAAUUGACUGUCUCGAUUCUCCAGAGACGAUUCGCAACAAGAUCAUGGCCGUGCAGUGCAGAGAAGGAGACGCGAAGACGAAUGGACUGCUGGCCAUCGUGAGACUGAUCUUGAUACCGCUCAAUCGGCUUCGCCUCGAGAGAUCUUGGGGAGAGAUCGGCUAUAGUCUGACUGAGGGUAGAGGGGUGCCAGAGUCGCCGCCAUAUGCUGGCCCGACGGGCACGGUGUUUACCAUGAGUGUCGACGGGACGACCAAGCACUACCAAACAUACCUUGAGAUUGAGCAGGAAUACACACAGCUGCAAUCCCACGAAGCAUUCAAGAACGCCGUCUCGGAAUCUGUCGUCCAAAUUCUGGCUCCGGUCCGCGAGUCGUACUCCCGCAACCCAGAUUGGCAAGCAGCCGAGAAGCUGGCUUAUCCGGAAGGAGAGGAAGAGUAA
Drepanopeziza brunnea f. sp. 'multigermtubi' MB_m1 is the source of this 1182-nucleotide messenger RNA. Lineage: Eukaryota; Fungi; Ascomycota; Leotiomycetes; Helotiales; Drepanopezizaceae. The record is from RefSeq and is a predicted model, not a curated record.